Messenger RNA from Brugia malayi, 642 nucleotides. RefSeq lists its product as uncharacterized. Gene Ontology annotation, biological process: melanosome transport; positive regulation of exocytosis. The transcript has 6 exons. NCBI's taxonomy places the organism in Eukaryota, Metazoa, Nematoda, Chromadorea, Rhabditida, Onchocercidae. Gene Ontology annotation, molecular function: GTP binding; GTPase activity. The coding region runs from base 1 to 642 and encodes 213 amino acids. The record is from RefSeq and is a predicted model, not a curated record. Gene Ontology annotation, cellular component: secretory granule; melanosome.
AUGGGUGAUUACGAUUAUUUGAUCAAAUUUUUGGCUUUGGGUGAUUCUGGUGUUGGCAAAACAUCCUUUUUGCAUCGUUACACGGAUAAUACAUUUACUGGUCAAUUCAUAUCAACUGUUGGAAUUGAUUUCAAAGAAAAGAAAGUUGUUUAUAAAAGUGGUCGUGGUGGCUAUGGUGGAAGGGGACAACGUGUUUUAUUACAGUUAUGGGAUACAGCUGGACAAGAAAGGUUUCGUAGUCUUACGACAGCUUUUUUUCGUGAUGCAAUGGGUUUUAUACUUAUAUUUGAUAUUACAAACGAACAAUCAUUCCUAAAUAUUAGAGAUUGGUUAUCACAAUUAAAAAUUCAUGCAUAUUGUGAAACACCUGAUAUAAUUAUUUGUGGUAAUAAAUCAGAUUUGGAAAAUCGACGACAAGUUAGUACGGCAAGAGCUAAGCAAUUAGCUGAUCAAUUGGGUUUGCCAUAUUUUGAGACAAGCGCCUAUUCAUCAACAAAUGUCGAAAAAUCAGUAGAUUGUUUAUUGGAUUUAGUUAUGCAACGAAUUCAACAAUCCGUAAAGCAUACACGAAUGCCACUUGGUGAUAGUAAAGGUAUUAUUUUGGACGCUGAUACAACCUCUUCCUAUUGUUCCUACUGCUAA